AUGGAAUCCUGUCUGAACGAACUUUCUAACCAACAACUGCAAGAGAAUAGAACACUAAAUCCGUACUAUGUACAAGUUGAAGAAAAGGAGGUUGAAGAAACAAAGAAACAGAUAAUGGCGGAUGACAAGAAUAAAGCAAAGUUCAAAGUACAUAAAACUCACAUUCCAGGAGAUACUCCACCAACCAUUGAGGAGACUGUUCAAACCUUCAUUUAUCCUGGUUACUCGGUAGAUGUUUGUAGUUAUCCUAGCAUGGUUUGUUCUGGUUGUCGGAGAAACUUAAAUUUGCUGAAAGCAGGGAAACAAUCUCGUGGAGCAUGGGGUGAGAAGGUUGCUAAGGUUGAAUGGAAGAUGCUGACCAGAACAUCAAGCUCUUCAUUAAUCCAGCAAUCACCAGAACCAACUGUUCAAGCUUCUUUAGAGUCUAGCCUUUGUUCUGAAUGUCUGACUACUCUAGCUCCAGGGAAAACUCAUAACUGCAGCCCUUCAACUGCAGUUUUGAAUAUGAUUUUUUUGGCAAUAAGUCUUGGAUCUCUUCAAGCUGAACAAGUGGCAGCAGGUUUGCUCAAGAAUAAGAUGGAUAAGGAGAAUAUUCAAAAACGAGGAAAACGAGCUUGUCUGUGGUGUGAAGGUGUUGCUGGAUUUGAAUGUGGAAACUUGAGAACUCUAGGAAGCCUUGAUUACUGGUAUGAAAGAUAUAUUACAGAGAAUAAUUGCUUUAUACUGAAGAUGACCCAAAUACUCUACUCCAAACCCUAGUCCCUCCUCCUGAGCUUCAUUUAAUGAUAGGAGUCGUUUCAUCUUUGGGAAUCUUAUUGAUGGAUCUCUGGCCAGGGUUAAAGCUACAGGGGGUUCUACAAAGAGGAUAUCAGGGCCGUGGUUGGGAUGGAAAUAAUUCUAACAAAAUUCUGAAGAACCUGGAUAAACUGGAAAGUAUAGUCACAUCUGAAGCUCCUCAACUUCUACAAAUUGUAAAAUGUUUAAAAGACUUUAGAGCAGUCAAAGAAGCAUUCUUUGGAAAGAACCUAGAGAAAGGUUUCCAUAGAGCUUUUGAACAGCUCAAGAAUUCUUUUACUAGUGUCCAAGAAAUGGCAGAAGGUUUGGGAGGAAAGUUGUCUAUAAC
Eurytemora carolleeae is the source of this 1123-nucleotide messenger RNA. RefSeq lists its product as uncharacterized. The record is from RefSeq and is a predicted model, not a curated record. The coding region runs from base 1 to 759 and encodes 252 amino acids. Lineage: Eukaryota; Metazoa; Arthropoda; Copepoda; Calanoida; Temoridae. The transcript is spliced from 3 exons.